AUGGACCGGGGAAGCAACAAUGUAUCGAAUAUUGAUGUCGAUCUAGCUCAACGUGCGAUGCAUUCCCAAUUUGGUGAUCCAAAUGCCUGGAGCAUGGAACAACUGCACGGCCUGGGCUGGCUUCCUGGGGGUGGUCUCACAUCCUUUCCUUUGAUGCGAGAUGAUGAGGUUCCACUGCAAAACGCACCGUACAGCACCUGGGCUGUAGCACCUUACAACCGUAUCAACGCCUCCCUUAUGGAUAGAAUUACCGGUGCUUUCUUCAAAGAGGGUCUCGCAAUUGUGGCAUUUCCAGCUCGGUUGCAGUCGCUGAAAGCCAAGCUUUGGAAUGGGAUGGUGCCGAUGACGGGCGGACGCUGGAAGGAGAAGAAGCUAGAUGAUCCGAAGAAUUUCCAACAAUUCCAGGAUCUGAUGGUUGAGAUCUUAAAAAUAUUUGCGUUCAUGAAUGACGAGAAUGUUCAACAACAGUUGAGACAGGGGUACAAUUGGCUGUGGAAGGAAUAUGAGACGUAUGAAGUUGCGAUUAAUGCAAGACGCGAGCAGAUGGGCAUUGCGGAACGGAUGAAUAUCACGGGGAUGUGGGAAGAGUAUAUGCGGGCGAUCUUUAAGACGAUUUCCGGGAGGACUCAUCAAUGGCUAGUAGAUCGCGUGGAGGAGCUUCAGGUGAAGAGCAAGAUCGAGUAUGAGAAAGAAUACGAUGCCGCUCGGAUCGAUACUCCUUCCAUUACCGCCGCAGGAAAGAUAUUCUUCGAGCGCGUACAGGAUCUUAAUCUCGCGAUCACUCAAGCCGAUUUCGUAUGCUUUCUACCAAUGGAGGGAUUCAAGGGACACGAUACCUCCAGGACCGGUAUCGAGGACCUCUCAUUGGAGGUGCGACAGAACAUAUACUAUCAGCUAGCUGAUACAAAAUCCUGGGAUAACCACAUACCGUUCAGUGAUCACGAAAAUCGCAACGCAGGUCUUCAGAACCGCGAGGCUUUAAUGGCCUACUUUGACGAAGCCAGGAACAACCGCGCGGUGAUUCGAAGGGAAUUCCGCGGCGAGCCGGAGAAGCUGGGUGAUGAGCAUUGGAUAACAAUACUCAAGUCUAGGAUCGACUGGUAUCUGAAACACGGUGGCGAUCCAGAGAAACAAACUUGGGGCUUUGUGUGCUAUCGGUUGACGUACAAACAGACAGACGAAGAAUGGGCACAGUUCAAAGAAAAACUUGAAGCAGAUCUCAUGAGGGCUGGAGAUUGGGUCGAGGGUGCUGACAAGGUAAAAGCAACGGGUGGACUGCAGUGGAUCGAUGGCAGGGAUGUGGGAAUCGCGGAGGAGGACAUAGAAGGCGCGAAGCGCCAUUUCGCAACGUUCGCAACACCAUCUCACCCGGAUUUCAUGCGCCGCAUGUGGAAACAGGACUUUCUCGUCGUCGACUCACAGAGCUGCAUCAGCUAUUCCCACCCGUUCCCCGAAAGCAGACCCCCGUUCGGGGAUUCCGGCGGCCACAUCCGACUCGUCGACCCUGCCGUCUACGACCCUGAACUCAUUCGGCAAACCGCCCCUGGCUUCACGGGCAACUUCAAGGUUCUCACAACCCUGGUGUUCGAUGAGAUUUAUCCGCUACUAUCGACACUAGCUCAGAGACCAAAGGACCUUUGGCCCUUGGCGAGGCUGCAUCCACUUCAGAUAUAUGUCGGGCCAACAGUGAAGGCGCAGGAGGAGGAGUGGGAGUUCCAUAGAAGUAUGAAGGCGGAUAUGCUGCCAGCGUUCUUUGAAUAUGUGCGGAACAAGCAACGGCAAGGUGGGAACGGGAGCGGGAAUGGUGGGACGAGUUCCAGUUCUUAG
Messenger RNA from Lindgomyces ingoldianus, 1827 nucleotides. RefSeq lists its product as uncharacterized. The coding region runs from base 1 to 1827 and encodes 608 amino acids. Lineage: Eukaryota; Fungi; Ascomycota; Dothideomycetes; Pleosporales; Lindgomycetaceae. The transcript is spliced from 3 exons. The record is from RefSeq and is a predicted model, not a curated record.